GCGGGCGGGCGGGGUGGGCCCGGCCAGGCCGCGAUGGCGACCAGGAAGGCGGGCUCGCGCCUCGAGACGGAGAUCGAGCGGUGCCGCUCCGAGUGCCAGUGGGAGCGGAUCCCCGAGCUCGUCAAGCAGCUGUCGGCCAAGCUCAUCGCCAACGAUGACAUGGCAGAGCUUCUCCUCGGGGAGUCAAAGCUGGAGCAGUCCCUGAAGGAACACCCCCUGCGGCAGGGGGCCAGUCCCCGAGGCCCCAGGCCCCAGCUGACCGAGGUCCGCAAGCAUCUGACCGCCGCCCUGGACCGCGGGAACCUAAAGUCAGAGUUCCUACAAGAAUCCAAUCUGAUCAUGGCCAAGUUGAAUUAUGUGGAAGGAGAUUAUAAGGAGGCUCUCAACAUCUAUGCCCGGGUGGGCCUCGAUGACCUGCCGCUGACAGCCGUCCCUCCCUACAGGCUGCGCAUGAUUGCGGAAGCCUACGCCACCAAAGGACUUUGUUUAGAGAAGCUGCCUGUUUCCUCUUCUACCAGUAACCUCCACGUGGACCGGGAACAGGAUGUUAUCACCUGUUAUGAGAAAGCAGGGGACAUUGCGCUCCUGUACCUCCAAGAGAUAGAAAGGGUAAUACUUACCAAUAUUCAAAACAGAAGCCCUAAGCCUGGCCCUGCUCCCCACGAUCAAGAACUAGGUUUUUUCCUAGAAACAGGACUUCAGAGAGCCCAUGUCCUCUAUUUCAAAAAUGGGAACUUGACGAGAGGAGUUGGGAGAUUUAGAGAGAUCCUCAGAGCCGUAGAAACAAGAACAACACAAAACCUGCGAAUGACAAUAGCCCGGCAAUUGGCGGAGAUUUUGUUGCGGGGUAUGUGUGAACAGAGCUACUGGAACCCUCUGGAGGACCCACCCUGCCAGUCACCUCUGGACGAUCCUCUCCGGAAAGGAGCAAACACAAAAACCUACAUCCUCACUCGGAAAGCCCGCGUCUACUCAGGAGAGAACAUUUUUUGUCCUCAAGAAAAUACUGAAGAAGCCCUGUUGUUACUGCUGAUUAGUGAAUCAAUGGCCAACCGGGACGCUGUGCUGAGCAGAAUACCCGAGCACAAGAGUGACCGCCUCAUCAGCUUGCAGAGUGCAUCUGUGGUCUAUGAUUUACUGACCAUUGCCCUUGGAAGAAGAGGCCAGUAUGAGAUGCUGUCGGAGUGCUUGGAAAGAGCCAUGAAGUUUGCCUUCGAGGAGUUCCAGCUCUGGUACCAGUUUGCUCUGUCUCUCAUGGCCGCGGGAAAAUCUGCACGGGCCGUGAAGGUGCUGAAAGAGUGUAUCCGUCUGAAGCCCGACGAUGCCACCAUCCCGCUCCUCGCCGCGAAGCUGUGCAUGGGGUCUCUUCACUGGUUGGAAGAGGCUGAGAAGUUUGCCAAAACCGUCGUGGAUGCGGGAGAGAAAACGUCAGAGUUCAAGGCCAAAGGCUACUUAGCUCUGGGGCUCACGUACAGUCUGCAGGCCACUGACGCUUCUUUGCGAGGGAUGCAGGAGGUCCUACAGAGAAAGGCGCUUCUUGCAUUUCAGAGGGCCCACAGCCUGUCACCUACAGAUCACCAAGCAGCUUUCUACCUGGCUCUGCAGCUUGCCAUCUCCAGACAGAUCCCAGAGGCUCUGGGGUACGUCCGCCAAGCUCUUCAACUUCAAGGUGAUGACGCCAACUCCCUGCACCUCCUUGCCCUCUUACUCUCUGCACAAAAGCAUUACCACGAUGCUCUGAAUAUCAUUGACAUGGCCCUCAGUGAAUAUCCGGAGAAUUUUAUACUACUGUUUUCCAAAGUGAAGUUGGAGUCACUCUGCCGGGGCCCGGAUGAGGCGCUCCUCACUUGUAAGCACAUGUUACAAAUAUGGAAAUCCUGCUACAACCUAACCAAUCCCAGUGAUUCUGGACGUGGGAGCAGCCUCUUAGAUAGAACCAUUGCUGACAGACGACAGCUUAACACAAUUACUUUGCCAGACUUCAGCGAUCCCGAGACAGGCUCUGUCCACGCCACGUCCGUGGCAGCCUCCAGAGUGGAGCAGGCACUGUCAGAAGUGGCUUCGUCUCUGCAGAGCAGCGCCCCCAAGCAGGGCCCGCUACACCCCUGGAUGACGCUGGCGCAGAUCUGGCUCCAUGCAGCUGAAGUCUACAUUGGCAUCGGGAAGCCUGCAGAAGCCACAGCCUGUACUCAGGAAGCUGCCAACCUCUUCCCGAUGUCCCACAACGUCCUGUACAUGCGCGGCCAGGUUGCUGAGCUCCGGGGGAACCUAGAUGAAGCCCGGCGGUGGUACGAAGAAGCCUUAUCCAUCAGCCCCACGCACGUGAAGAGCAUGCAGCGACUGGCCCUGAUCCUUCAUCAGCUGGGCCGCUACAGUCUAGCAGAGAAGAUCCUCCGGGAUGCGGUGCAGGUGAACUCGACAGCCCAUGAGGUGUGGAACGGGCUGGGCGAGGUCCUGCAAGCCCAGGGCAACGACGCAGCAGCCACCGAGUGCUUCCUGACGGCCCUGGAGCUGGAGGCCAGCAGCCCUGCCGUGCCCUUCACCAUCAUCCCCCGGGUGCUCUGAGCAGGCGCCUGCCAGCCUCACUGCUGCUCAGGCCCCCCCGGGCCCCCCCCGGGGGCCCCCCCCCCCCCAUCCCCCCACCCCGCCGCACCGAGGCCACGGAUGGACGUGUGACUGACCACACUGCACUAACGGAACGAGCCCCAGUUCAUCGCUCUCCCCACACGCAUUUCUGUUACUGUUUUGGCCAGCCCGAUGAUAGUUUUUGAACCUACUGAACAUUGUUCAAAAUGGAUUAUGUGCCAUAUUUUGUUAGUCGACAUCUGCGUUUUAAAGUCAAAUGAUAAUGGACUUAAUCAGCAAAUGUAGAAGAAUAUAUCCAAAGUUAAAAUUCAGUGGCAGAGCAGAUUAUUUUUAUCAGAGCUGUAAAGAAAACUCUCCUUCCCCUACCACUCCUGCCCCAACCUCGGCCCGGAAACCAAAUGUGAAUUUCCUGUUUCCCACCUCAGUGCUAGUCCAAGCCAGGACACCAGCUGACGAUUUCUUGGUUUCGUUGUCAAUAAUUGUACCGUGUGAAUUCCUGUCCUCACUUAGAGCAAAGCCUGAGUUGGAGAAUGUUUCUAUUUCACCAAUAUAUGCCUGUUACAAGAGAAGGAAAUAGGAGCUAUUUAAGUUUAACUUUUUUAUGUGAAUUCAGAGUUUAUUUAUCGAUGGAAAUAUGUACAAAGAAGCUUCAAAUGGAAUAUUUACCGACAUUCCUUAUACAUGACAGACACUUGGCUAAAUGGGAAGAUGAUGUUAAUAAUAAAAUGAUUUUUAAAUGGA
Messenger RNA from Callorhinus ursinus (northern fur seal), 3327 nucleotides. It is a transcript of the gene TTC7B, whose product is annotated as tetratricopeptide repeat domain 7B. Gene Ontology annotation, biological process: phosphatidylinositol phosphate biosynthetic process; protein localization to plasma membrane. The record is from RefSeq and is a predicted model, not a curated record. Gene Ontology annotation, cellular component: plasma membrane. Gene Ontology annotation, molecular function: protein binding. Lineage: Eukaryota; Metazoa; Chordata; Mammalia; Carnivora; Otariidae.